Molecule: messenger RNA, 1809 nt
Organism: Callorhinus ursinus (northern fur seal)
Lineage: Eukaryota; Metazoa; Chordata; Mammalia; Carnivora; Otariidae
Gene: SLC75A1
Product: major facilitator superfamily domain containing 10
Biological process (GO): transmembrane transport
Cellular component (GO): brush border membrane
Molecular function (GO): transmembrane transporter activity
Source: RefSeq, a predicted model, not a curated record
CGUGGUCGGCGUGCGCCCCGCCCCUGGCAGCGGGCCGGGCCGUCCAUUCCGCAUCCGUCCAUCUGUCCGUGUGUCCGUGUCCGUCCGUCCAACCCGAGCGCGCGGCCGCGGCGGGAUCAUGGGCUGGGGAGCCGGAGGGAGCUGCACCCCGCGCCCACCCAUCCGCCAACAGACGGCGCAGGAGACGCGCGUGAUCACUGUGGUCUUCCUCGGCCUCCUGCUGGACCUCCUGGCCUUCACUCUGCUCCUGCCCCUGCUACCAGGGCUGCUGGAGAGCCACGGCCGUGCCCACGACCCCCUCUAUGGCUCGUGGCAGCGAGGUGUGGACUGGUUUGCCGCAGCGAUCAGGAUGCCGGCCGAGAAGAGGUACAACAGUGUCCUGUUCGGAGGUCUGAUUGGCUCGGUCUUCUCCUUCCUGCAGUUCCUCUUGGCACCGCUCACGGGGGCGGUCUCGGACUGUCUGGGGAGGCGCCCGGUGAUGCUGCUGUCCCUGGCAGGUCUGGCCACCUCGUACGCUGUGUGGGCUGCUUCGAGGAGCUUCGCAGCCUUCCUGGUCUCCAGGGUGAUUGGGGGCAUCAGCAAGGGGAAUGUCAGCCUCUCCACCGCCAUCAUAGCUGACCUGGGCUCACCUUCCGCCCGCGGCCGAGGCAUGUCAUCGGGGUGGCCUUCUCCCUGGGCUUCACCCUGGGCCCCAUGCUGGGUGCCUCCCUGCCCGUGGAGACGGUACCCUGGCUCGCCCUGCUCUUCGCUGCCUCCGACCUGCUGUUUAUUUUCUGCUUCCUGCCGGAGACCCUGCCCCCAGAGAAGCGGCUGCCUGGCAGGCCCCUCCAGUCCUGCCCCUGCCCCAGGCACCCUCCAUCGCCCCCGGGUUUCGAGCCACUGCGGAUCUGCUCAGCCCCCUGGCCUUGCUCCGUUUCUCGGCCGUGGCCCGCAGCCAGGAUCCACCUGCUGGAGACGGGCUUGGGAGCCUUCGCCGCCUGGGCCUGGUGUAUUUCCUCUACCUCUUCCUCUUCUCGGGCCUGGAGUACACCCUGAGCUUCCUUGCCCACCAGCGCUUCCAGUUCAGCAGCCUGCAGCAAGGAAAGAUGUUUUUCUUCAUCGGCCUCACCAUGGCCACCGUGCAAGGUGCCUACGCGCGGAGAAUCAGCCCUGGCAGGGAGACUGCAGCUGUGAAGCGGGCCAUCUUGCUGCUCGCCCCCGCCUUCCUCCUCAUCGGCUGGGGGCUCACGCUGCCUGUGCUGGGCUUGGGGUUGCUGCUGUACUCCUUCGCUGCCGCGGUCGUGGUGCCCUGCCUGUCCUCUGUGGUUGCCAACUAUGGCUCGCCAGGGCAGAAGGGCACAAUCAUGGGCACCCUGCGGAGCCUGGGCGCCCUGGCCAGGGCGGUGGGACCCAUGGUGGCCGCCUCAGUGUACUGGCUGGCAGGGGCCAGGAUCUGCUUCACCGUGUGCUCCGGCCUCUUCCUGCUCCCCUUCCUGCUCCUGUGGAAUCUGAGGCCUCCAGCCCACGCGCUCAAGGCCGAGUAGCCGAGCCAGCCCCGCCCCGAACUGGGGGAGGGGGGGGGGAGAGAGGGGGGGCCCGGGCCUGCCGCCCCCCCCCCCCCCCCCCCCCCGUCCCGGGCCCAGCCCAGGACGGCUCACGGCCUGCAGCCCCAGAGGGCCCGAGACACUCCCGGCCCCUCCCUAGGUGUGGACGGCCCUGUGAGGCUGGGGGCAGUGACUCCAAACCCUUCCAGGCUUUCUGUUGGCUUCUGUGACACACGGUGUCAGCCAGGCCUCUGAAUGACAAAAUAAAGCAGCUAUUUUAUAUCCA